UGACCCAGACGCAACAGAAGCUAACGGACGUACAGUGAAUGUGUGUGUCGGCCCCUUUAAGAAGUUGUUUUCUGGGUGUUUCCCUCCUAAUUCUUUGAUAAGUACCUGGAGAGUUUAGGGAAGCAUAGUGGCACGCUAGAGUUGUACUGUAAAUACAGUUGGCUGGGCUGAGCACAUUGACUUCCAGGCGUAGCCUUUUGUUUGGGUUUUUCUGCGGCUGUAUUCCGAGAUUAAUUAUCUCUACAGUCUGACAUUGUUCCAAGAAAUGCGACGGGCUUUAAAUGCUUUCUUUUAGUUCCUGUGUUAUUUAAAAGAAAUCUGGGGUGUUGGCUAUGAGCGCAGUUUUCGGGUAAUUCUGAAUGUAUCUGAUAUACAAGCAAAUCUCUGCUGUUGUGGUCGACUUCUGAAUUCAUCAGUUUUCCAGAAGGAGAAUUUUUAUUUAUGUUUUAUCGCUGAGUGAUUGAUCUGACCAGAAACAACCCCCGCCCCCCCCAAUCUUAUUCUAAAGGCUGAGUCAUUCAGUGCUGUGGGACGCUGUCUUGACUAAGCAAGCUUAUUUGCAGGAGUCCCUCAGCGGGCGCCAAUAAGGAUACAUUAAAAUAAAGGCUUUUUCCACAGGCCCCGCCCAUGCUGGAGUUAGGCUCCGCCCACACAAUCAGGGCCCCAAUCUGCAUAUCUCAGGCCUGCCGAGCCGCCCCAGCCUGUCCGUCAGCGAAUACCUGGAGCUGCGUGGGGGCCAGACACCAGCCCCGCAUUCUUUCACGUCAAUCCAGGCUGAGCCCCCCCCCAAUCAGAAUGGACCACCCCGGAUCAGACGCCAGCAUAAAAUGCACUGAUUGCUAUGGCGAUGGUGGCGUGUUACCCUGGCAACGGACUGGGGUACGUGCGUCACGUGGAUAACCCGAACGGCGAUGGGAGAUGCGUGACCUGUAUAUAUUACCUGAAUAGAAACUGGGAUGCUAAGGAGCACGGCGGCCUCCUGCGCAUCUUCCCGGAGGGCAAAGCGCAGUUCGCCGACAUCGAGCCCAAGUUUGACCGGCUGCUGUUUUUCUGGUCGGACCGGCGGAACCCCCAUGAAGUGCAGCCUGCGUACGCAAUCAGGUACGCCAUAACGGUGUGGUAUUUUGACGCCGAGGAGCGGGCGCGAGCUAAGGAGAAGUACUUGACAGGUGCAGGAGAAAAAGGCGUGAAGGUGGAGCUGAAACCCUCAGAGCCCAGCGACUAGGGCGCCCAAGCCGUCGGCACCGAGGGAAACGGGAAGGAGGAUGGAGAAAGGGGGCCCCAAUUUGAAAAUGGGGGGGCAUCUCGCCUCAACUUUUUCUCCGCUCUCCUGCAGAGCGCAGCCAAAUCUGCUGCCGCGGAACGCGGCAUCAUCGAGCCGCGAGAAACUCCCGUUUUCUACCUGUUUUUUCUUUCGGCUUUCAUGUGAAGAAUUCAGUUAUUUAAAAAAAAAAGUAUAAUAGUCACUUGAGGCAAGAAAAGCGAAAUGUUAAAUUUGUCGCCAGCGAAAAGAGCGUGAUUACUGCCGCCAUGUCGGUGGGUUCGGCAGUGUCUUCGGUUUCCCGUUAAACUUUUAACGGAAGGUACACUUUGUCGAUGUGUGAAGAUGAUGCUGACGCUCUUUAUGAAAAAACGAGCACUGCUAAGAAGUGUUAAGAAAAGGCCUGAACAUACGUUGACUCUAAUUAUUUUCCAUCUCUUCUGUCACUUCAAUUCAGUGUUUUUUUUUUUCCUCUGUGAGGGUAAUGUAGCUCUGCUUUGCAUUGGCCUGUUUUUCACUUACUGACUUGAAACUGUUGCUAAGCAACACAGCACGCUGCUGUAACCAUGGCGACCCGAAGCUGCCGCCCUAAUACUACAAUGUUUGUUGUUGCAGAACUACAUACUCACCAUUGUCUUAAGCCGAAUCUGACAUCUUUUAACCUGUCUUAGCAGUUCUGUAUUUGAAAUAAAAAGGCAAGUUUGCCAAACAGAUGUUGAA
Messenger RNA from Brienomyrus brachyistius, 1981 nucleotides. RefSeq names its product egl nine homolog 1-like. The transcript has 5 exons. Gene Ontology annotation, molecular function: L-ascorbic acid binding; ferrous iron binding; peptidyl-proline 4-dioxygenase activity. Gene Ontology annotation, cellular component: cytoplasm; nucleus. Gene Ontology annotation, biological process: peptidyl-proline hydroxylation to 4-hydroxy-L-proline; cellular response to hypoxia. Lineage: Eukaryota; Metazoa; Chordata; Actinopteri; Osteoglossiformes; Mormyridae. The record is from RefSeq and is a predicted model, not a curated record. Bases 842 to 1225 code for a protein of 127 amino acids.